CGCAGGUAAAGGCUUUCAUGUUUGUUGAACAGCGACUUCGGUUGCAUCUGAAUCUGGUGUAAAGACACCACGCCUUUCGUCUCACAUCACCCAAAACAAUCGACCAAGUGUCAAUCACCCAAUUACACAUUCUGUUGAGAAAUAGCCUCAGUCUGGCAUUGUCUAUCAUCGCGGAUGCAAACCUAGCAAUAGACACACGAGCGAGAUGGCCCGACUCCGAGUUCCUGCAUCGUCAGUUCGGGUUCGCCAGGCGACAUCUAUAUACGCAGUCUCUAACAACCGAGCUACUAGACGAAGACAUGAAGGCCAAUCUGGGCGCGUACGUUAACGACCAGGAAGAUGAAGACCGAUCAUGGAACGAUUUGCAAAACUUCAUACGAGAGAAUCAGACCUUCAAAACCAAGUCUUCUGCAAGGGCGAAGCUACCCUCUUUGGCUCAAUGCAUGGCAAGGGCAGGUGUCGAUAACGCUGAUUUGGACCUUGAAUCUGACUCAGAAGACGACGAAAUUGAUCUCAGUCAAAAGAUCGAGCAUGCUGUAUCGGCAUUCGCUGAGAAGAUCAAAGAAUAUGAGAAGGAUGAGAAGGAAGACAAGGAACACGUUAACGCUGACCCGUUGAACAACAACUAUCUCGUCCACCACCCACCUAUGCUGUCGCCUCUGGAGUCUAUCGAUAUCUCCUACCCUUACAACAACAAGCAGAACUUUGGAAUUCGCAGGCACAGCGACGGUAGGUCACUUGCGUCGCUCAUCGCUCGCGCUGAUGAAAUCUCCGUUUCUUACAACGAAGAUGUCUGCUUGCCUUGGUCGACUUUCGAACCAUCCUCGCUGUCUUCAUCGCCGAAUCCGUCGUCUGACGCAAGCGUACUGGAUCUAUCUGCGGACGACGCACUUGCUUUGCUACGCGAGCGCUUCCGAAUCGUACACAACGUAGGUGGUGGUACAGGUUACUGCCGUCGGGAGUGGCUAGAUGCCAAGUUCAAGACGGGAUGCAGCACGGUGCAUGGGCCGUCCCUGUUGCGGUUUUCGACGAGCUGCUAUGAGCAUGUACAGCCACCGGUGAUCACGAACGCGAGUACCGCCACACAGCAGGACCAAUACGACCUCGUAUCUCGUGUCAGGAUUUCGCCUUCCAAGGAUACACUGAAUACCAAGUCGUCCGUUUGGACCUCCGCCUUCUCGAAAUGCACCUCCAUGACAUCAAUAUCUUCCUAUCAGACCGAUCGUCUACAGUCAGCAAACAAUGAACAUCAUCUCCAUAUGGAUGGCCCCGGUAUGGAUGUCGAGAAGUAUGAGCGCGAUGACAAGCGGGAUCGAAAGCGUGUUGAUAGCGUACCUGUCCUUACCACUAAAGGUUGGUCUGAUGAGCUACAAGUAGAGGAUAUUGAGCAGCUAUAUGCACCACUGUAUACGUCCGCCGAAGAUACUAGAGAUGUCCCUGCGACGUUCGUGGCAAACAAGACCCAUGACUCUCCGUUAGUGCGCGAGCGGACUGUAGACGAUAAUGUCUCAACUGAUUUAGAUUAUGAUUUGGAAUCAGAACCGGCGGCCCAUGAUAGUCCCAACAGUAUGCGGCGUAAGUGGACUAGCAGGAUGAAGCAUUUCAUUAAAAUGUUGCCAAAGAAGUCAAAGCAAGCCACACGCGACUGCUUUAGGGCUACAAAACAGUUCUCACGGACGGCUUGGAACUUGGUACCAGCUGCCGUACAGAGCCGGCGACCCUCUCCGAAGAUCGACAGCGUUAUCUAGGCGGUCGGCCAGGGAACUAUUUGAAGUUGACACGAUUGGCCUCACGGACCGU
Messenger RNA from Alternaria alternata, 1800 nucleotides. RefSeq lists its product as hypothetical. NCBI's taxonomy places the organism in Eukaryota, Fungi, Ascomycota, Dothideomycetes, Pleosporales, Pleosporaceae. The record is from RefSeq and is a predicted model, not a curated record. The transcript has a single exon. The coding region runs from base 300 to 1748 and encodes 482 amino acids.